This is a messenger RNA of Cuscuta campestris, 1162 nucleotides long. The record is from the annotation of a GenBank genome assembly. NCBI's taxonomy places the organism in Eukaryota, Viridiplantae, Streptophyta, Magnoliopsida, Solanales, Convolvulaceae.
AAAAAAGAAAAGAGAAAGAAAACUCUAUCUAUCAUCUCUCAGGAUCGUCACUCUACUUGACUGGCGUCGGUUCUUUUCUCCGCCGAUUUCAUCAAAAUCACUUCAAAUCCCCAGCUUCUUCAGCUCAACGGGUCUCCGUUUUCUUGAGCUCCUUUUGCUGUUCCAGUCCCUGGGUCUCUCUGGUUUCUUUCCCAAGAUUUCACUCCAUUUGCACUCUGUCAGGCCGUGAUCUGGUGAUCUGUGCUGUUUAUGGGAGAUCGGUGUGAUUUCUUGAGGUUUUCGAAGUUACCCAGUUUGUGAUUCGGGGUAUUCUGGUGGAAAGGCAGGAAUUUGGUCGGUUUUUCGCUUCAGAUCUUCUGGUUUGUGGCUGGGAAUGGUGGAUCUGAGCGAUAUGGGAUCCGAAUCUGAGGAAAUGAUGAGCGAGAGUCCUGCCCAAGAAAGGGUAUUUUCGUCCGAGAUCAAAACUUGUGCUGAUUGCGGCACAACUAAGACGCCUCUCUGGAGAGGCGGCCCUGCUGGCCCCAAGUCUUUGUGCAAUGCUUGCGGGAUAAGGAGCAGGAAGAGGAGAAGGGCACUAUUGGGACUUAACAAAGAGGAAAAGAAGACGAAGAAGCCCACUGGCGGAUGCAAGAGCGGCUGCGGAGGGAGCAGUUCAAGCGACAGCGGAAGCAGCAGCAGCAUGGGCGGGGGCAAUACGGGGAUUUCACCCCCCUCAGCUCCAUUGAAGAAGAGGUUCUUAGAAGUUGGGUUGCAGAAGCCAAGAUCUCAGCAGCCAAGAAGGAAGCAGCAGCUAGGAGAAGUGGAAAAAGCUGCCUUUCUGUUAAUGGCUUUGUCUUGUGGCUCUGUGUUUGCUUAAGAUGAAGAAGAAGAAGAAGAAGAUAAGGAGAUAGAAAGAAAUGAAUGGUCUCUCUCUGUUUUGGUCUCUUUUUGUUUGGGAUUAAUUAAUUAGUUUUUUUUAGUUAAGUUAGAGAUCAUCUCCUAAGAAGGAAUGAAGAAUGAAAGUUGUUAGGGGUAGGGAGUGAUGGAAGGGCAAAAUUGUAACAUCACAAAGAUUGGAAGCUGUCUUUGAAAUGUAGGGCUGAGAUUUCAUCAAGUAGUUUCCCAAUGUUUUUUUUUUAUUUUCUUUUCCGUUGGAAAAUUUGCUGACUUUUUGUCUCCAUUU